AUGGGAUGGUUCAUUGAUAGGGUAGAUCCCGGUGUUCAAGGAACUAUUAUGGCUGCAUCUUCUAUGUCAAACGAAGCUUUAUUCGUCGAGGAGGACGAUCACAUGAAUGUUGAUUCAGACUCAGAUUCACCUGUUCAAUUUCACGAAGCUUACGAGGAACAACCUAGCGAUGAUGAUCCUAUCGUUGAAUCGAUUCCGCUUAUAAUGAAUGGGUUACCAGACAGAUCCAGACAAUCUUUACACAUAUUACAAUACACGGGUAGACCCAAGGCCCGUGACUUUUCCAAUGAACAUCCAAUAGUAUCAGUAAAGGAGGAAUCCAACUAUGUUGAGGUUAAAGUACCGUUGGAUACUGAGAAGUUUUAUGAUGGAUCAAGAACCGAAGAAUGGGGGACUGAAGUAACAGAGCAUAGCUUACAAGGGGUAUUAAACAAGACUAACAGAGGAUUAUAUGCUGGUCAAUUACUCAAAGAUGAUGACGACAAAAAAAAAUUUGUGUUGAUACCGGUUGAUAGCACAGCACAAUUAAGGCCUUCUUUCAAGUACUUGGAUGAAUUGGAAGCAUCUAAACUGGCCCAGCGUAGAGCAGAUAAUUUUGAGAGCCAGAAACCAAACAAUAUCCAGAUUUUGCAAACAUCUGCCAAGUCAAAUUCCCAGGCUAAUUCAGGGGAUGGGUUUGCUAAUCACACAUUGGGUGAAUCAUUAAAACACGUUAAAAGAUUUACAGAAGAAGAAUGGUCAUCCUUGCAAUGGGUUGGGUCAGAAAAUAAGAAAACUCAAGAAUAUAAAGAACAUCUCAAUCAUGGCGCAGACGGAAUUGAGUUGGCGACUGAAACAAAUAUGAGUGAAUAUAUCGACGCGUUGACUCAAUACUAA
Debaryomyces tyrocola is the source of this 876-nucleotide messenger RNA. The record is from the annotation of a GenBank genome assembly. NCBI's taxonomy places the organism in Eukaryota, Fungi, Ascomycota, Pichiomycetes, Serinales, Debaryomycetaceae.